Molecule: messenger RNA, 1485 nt
Organism: Talaromyces proteolyticus
Lineage: Eukaryota; Fungi; Ascomycota; Eurotiomycetes; Eurotiales; Trichocomaceae
Exons: 1
Cellular component (GO): cytoplasm
Molecular function (GO): exopolyphosphatase activity
Source: RefSeq, a predicted model, not a curated record
AUGCCAUCAGAAUUUGGCCACAGUCUCGGCCACACAAACCCAAUUACCGGUCUUCUUCCCUUCCUCAAACAAGCCCUCCAACACCUUCUCCCCACCGCAACACGAACAGCAGCCUCCUUACCAAGGAACCCAGUGUACGUCCUCGGAAACCAAUCCGCGGACUUGGAUUCUAUCGUUUCUGCAGUUUUAUACUCUUAUUUCUUCUCUAGAUCCACUCAAAGUAUCCACGUGCCACUCGUGAAUCUACCAGAUGUGCCUAGUGGAACUGAAUUGAGGAGAUUGCGCCCAGAAUUUGCAUGUGCGUUUGGGCUUGCGACUUCUAAAUCAUCCAAAGAUCGGGAAAAGCUUACUACAGAUGCUGGCGAGGAUGGUAUUGUGCGGCUGCUAAGGGACCAUAUUAUCACCGUGGCCGACUUGCGUGCGCGGCUACUGUCUUCCAACAAACUUGAAAAGGGAGGUGAGAAACUAGAGCUAGAUGCUGUCUUGGUCGACUGGAACAAACCACCACACAGUAUCAGUGAAGAAACCACGAAGGAAGGAAAGAAAAUCGUUAAAGGGUCCAUAGACGGCCUUGCUGACCUUGCCACCUUCUCAAUCGCCGGAUGCAUUGAUCACCACGCCGAUGAAGGCUUCGUCCCUUCUGCAGAGGAUCUGGUCGAUAGUAGUAAUCCCCGUGUGAUCGAGCUCGGUCCCGGCUCAUGUACCAGUUUGAUCAUUCGCGAGGUGCAGCGUCGUGGACUAUGGCCCUCCUCUUCCUCCUCAGCCGUAGACGAACCGCAUAGCGCAGAUGCACAUGCGGACGCCGAACUUGCGAAACUCGCGCUCGCAGCGAUAUUGAUUGAUACGACGAACCUGACGGCGGAGGGGAAAGUAACCGAUGUCGACCGCGAUGCUGUCUCGUUUCUAACAAGAAAAAUCGAAGAAUCGGCACCGUUUCGCGCAGGUACAGAGGUAUGGGACCAAAAAGCCCUUUUCGAGGAAGUACAGUACGCGAAAGCGCAUAGUCUGGACUGGCUCACUGUAGACGAGAUUCUUGGGAGAGAUUAUAAGGAUUGGACGGAAACUAUGCCCUCGGGGGAUACGACGGUGAUUGGCAUAGCCAGUGUUGUGCGGCCACUGAGCUGGAUAAUAGCUAAAGCGAAUGAGGAAAACGGACUUAAGGAGGAGAAAAACUUAAAUUCUCUUCUUGAGAAAACUAAGCAAUUUGCUGGUAAGAGAAGCUUGGACGUGGUGGCGAUUAUGACUGCGUUUACUUCGAAGAAGGAAGAGUUUCAGAGAGAGUUGCUUCUCUGGGUAGUCAAUGAGAAGCGGAUUGAGCAAGGGGAGAUUUUUGUAGAGAGUGCUAGGGAGGAGUUGCAACUGGAAAAAUGGAGUCAGUUCCCUUUCGACGGACGUCAGGAAGUGGGCAGGUUGUAUAUUUGGAAGCAAGCAAAUUUAGGGAAAAGUCGGAAACAGGUUGCUCCUCUAUUAAGGGAGGUGUAUACA